CUCCGGUUCGCGUAGAUUUUAUACUAACUUGUACGUGUACCGCUUACGUGAUAAAGAAGACGAAACUGAUAUCUCAUUCUCUUCAUUUAUUUUACACAACUCUCUUCCUUCUCUGUCGGAUUUUUUUCAUCCAGAAGAAACGAAAAAAAAAUAAACCACAAAUAAUGACAAUAAUGAAUUCAUUUCUUGGUGCAUCAAAAGUAUCAUCGUGGUUCGUCCUAUUCAUCUGUGUCGUGUUUCAUCUUGAUUCAUCUGAAGGACGACAGCAGGAGAAAAAUUUGGAUAUAUUCGGUUACUCGACCUUGGAACAUCAUCGAAUCGUUCGAGAUGUAUCGUUGGUGGAUAACUACAAUGACGAUCACAAGUUUCCAAAGUUUGCUGAGGAAAUACAAAAUGUGACUGUCAGCGUUGGACGCGAUGCACUCUUGGCAUGCGUCGUUGAUAAUCUUCAAAAUUAUAAAGUAGCCUGGGUUCGGGUCGAUACUCAAACGAUAUUGUCGAUCCACAUAAAUGUGAUUACUCAGAACCCACGGAUCUCUUUAUCGUACAACGACCAUCGUUCAUGGUACCUUCAUAUAAAGAAAACGCAGGAGAGCGAUCGUGGAUGGUACAUGUGUCAAGUUAACACAGACCCCAUGAGAUACAAGCAAGGUUACGUACAAGUUGUUGUACCACCAUCAAUAAUCGACAAGGAUACCAGUACGGAUAUGGUUGUAAGAGAAGCAACGAAUGUAACGUUGACCUGUAAAGCAAAAGGUUAUCCAGUCCCUUACGUGAUGUGGCGACGAGCAGAUGGCAAAAGCAUAAGCUACGAUGGGAAACAUGUUAACGUCAUCGAUGGAGAAUUUUUACAUAUCGUCAAGAUAAGUCGACUUCAUAUGGGAAAAUAUCUGUGCAUAGCAUCGAACGGCGUGCCACCAUCGGUCAGCAAAAGCGUCACGCUCAACGUUCACUUUCCACCGAUGCUAUCUAUUCCAAAUCAAUUGGAAGCUGCCUAUAUCGGACAAGAGGUUACUCUCGAGUGUCACAUCGAAGCUUUUCCAACAGCCAUUAAUUAUUGGACUACGGAAAACGGCGAUAUGAUUGUCUCCGGUGACAAGUACAUGACGGUGAUUGCUGAUAACGAGUACACGAAGCACAUGGUAUUGAAGAUACGUAAUGUUACCUCGAAGGACUUCGGUUCUUACAAAUGUGUCGCACAAAAUUCAUUGGGUGCAACGGACGGUGUUAUCAAGUUGGACGAAAUCCCAGCACCAUCUACCACCUCAACAACGCAAUCUCCGUAUUACGUAACAUCGUUAAUGAAGAAAAACGGUAGAAACGGUAACAAGAAAUUACGUCAACGUCCCAACGAUUACGAGGUCGAGGAAUGGAGAAAUCCAGAUUACGAGAACGAAUACGAGCCACCAUCGAUGCCACCAGGAGAUUUACCAUUGGAUGCGUUAAAUCUGGGCGCUGCACGUGAGCCCCGCAUACUACUUCAUCUUCUAUUACCGAGCGUUUUGCCAUUGCUCUUAACAGCCAUCAGAAGAUGAUUCUCGCAUCAUGGGAACGGGGCUUCCAGUUGUAGUGUUUAUUGGACGGAAAGUCCGGCGUGCGUCCGUUUCCGGUCGUACGACGGUUCUCGAAUGCGACGAUGUCGGCCACGCUUGAAAUUAUUUUCGUACUAAAGCUAGACUUAAAUAAUAAUAAAAAUAAAAAUAAAAACACAAAACAUAAUAAAAUAAAACAAA
This is a messenger RNA of Polistes canadensis, 1733 nucleotides long. RefSeq names its product limbic system-associated membrane protein-like. Bases 165 to 1535 code for a protein of 456 amino acids. Lineage: Eukaryota; Metazoa; Arthropoda; Insecta; Hymenoptera; Vespidae. The transcript has 11 exons. The record is from RefSeq and is a predicted model, not a curated record. Gene Ontology annotation, cellular component: neuron projection.